AGAUACAACAUUGGCGCGAUUAAAUUGAAUUCACACUCAGCCUCGGUUUGGCAUUUUAAACCAAUCCCGUUCCAGACUCCGAAGUGUUCAGUUGUGUACUUCAUUUUUAACACAUCUAGUGUAUUUUUUCUGUUUAACUAUUGUGUUCAAACUAUUGUAAACAUGAAGGUGCUGAUUGUUUUGGCGAUAUUUGGGUGCUCGACGCUGCUGGUAAACGCUGAUCAAGCAAAGAAAGCAAUAGUUUUCCUGCAAAGCACAGCUGGAGUGGUAGGAAAUGUGACUUUGUCGCAGCCCUCGUGCACGGAGCCCGUUUUCAUAGAAGUCAGCGUGAUCGGAUUGACGCCCGGAAAGCACGGAUUCCAUAUCCACGAGAAGGGAGAUCUUAGCGAUGGCUGUGCCAGCACUGGUGGCCACUACAACCCCGACAAAGUGUCACAUGGUGCCCCCAACGAUCAGGUGCGUCACGUAGGAGAUCUUGGAAAUAUUUUGGCCGAUGAGCACGGCAUUGCGAAAACUUCCUUCUCCGAUACGGUCGUCUCCCUGUACGGCUCCCGCUCUGUCCUUGGCCGUGGCAUCGUGAUUCAUGCUGAAAUUGAUGAUCUGGGCAAAACAAACCACCCUGACUCGCUCAAGACUGGAAACGCCGGUGGACGGGUGGCCUGUGGAGUUAUUGGAGUGUUGUAGAGCCGAGUUUUGUUUACUUAUUGUUUGAUUUUUUUUUAUACAAAAAAAGCAAGCGGUUUGUGACAGUGAUUUGAGUUUUUGCUGUUAUUUUGACGCCUUUAUGGAGGUGGUUUCCGAUUCGUGAUGUGUUGUUUGUUCAAAUGGUAGCAUUAAAUAAUAGCCACAAACCUCACUUAA
This is a messenger RNA of Culex quinquefasciatus (southern house mosquito), 861 nucleotides long. It is a transcript of the gene Sod3, whose product is annotated as superoxide dismutase [Cu-Zn], chloroplastic. The coding region runs from base 163 to 684 and encodes 173 amino acids. The record is from RefSeq and is a predicted model, not a curated record. Gene Ontology annotation, molecular function: copper ion binding; superoxide dismutase activity. Lineage: Eukaryota; Metazoa; Arthropoda; Insecta; Diptera; Culicidae. The transcript is spliced from 3 exons. Gene Ontology annotation, biological process: removal of superoxide radicals.